GUGUUUCCUUCCGGGGCGGGCUCCGGCGGCGGUUGCCAGGGAAGCCGGGUUGCUAGGGAGGCAGCGGUAACACGCUCCCCUUCCAGUCACACCCGGGCCGAGCCUCCACCCCCCCGGGCUCCCCCUGCCCCCAUUUCCCCGCCCCUGGGCUCCGCAGGAUGUUCAUCUACCUGAGCAAAAAGAUUGCAAUUCCUGGUAAUGUUCGGCUAAGAUGUAUAUCUUGGAACAAGGACCAAGGUUUCAUAGCAUGUGGUGGAGAAGAUGGAUUGUUGAAAGUUUUAAAAUUAGAAACACAGACAGAUGAAGCCAAAUUAAAGGGACUUGCAGCUCCUAGCAAUCUGUCAAUGAAUCAGACCCUUGAAGGUCACAGUGGUUCUGUGCAAGUGGUGACCUGGAAUGAACAGUAUCAAAAGCUAACAACCAGUGAUCAAAAUGGGCUCAUCAUUGUGUGGAUGUUAUAUAAAGGUGCUUGGUAUGAGGAGAUGAUCAACAAUAGAAAUAAAUCUGUUGUUCGAAGUAUGAGCUGGAAUGCUGAUGGACAAAAGAUUUGUAUUGUGUACGAAGAUGGGGCUGUGAUUGUUGGUUCAGUGGAUGGUAAUCGUAUUUGGGGGAAAGAUUUGAAAGGUUCACAACUGUGCCAUGUAGCAUGGUCCUCAGAUAGCAAAAUUCUACUCUUUGGAAUGGCAAACGGAGAAAUUCAUAUUUAUGACAACCAAGGGAAUUUUAUUAUGAAAAUGAAACUGAAUUGUUUGGUGAAUGUAACUGGAGCAUUCAGUAUUGCUGGAAUACAUUGGUACCCUGGUACAGAGGGCUAUACUGAGCAAGAUUGCCCUUGCCUUGCUAUCUGUUUUGACAAUGGAAGAUGCCAGAUAAUGAGACAUGAGAAUGACCAAAACCCUGUUUUGAUUGACACUGGUAUGAAUGUAGUGAGUAUCCAGUGGAACCACUGUGGAAGUGUGUUGGCUGUGGCAGGCUUCCAAAAAGCAACUACUCAGGAUAAAGAUGUAAAUCUUGUGCAGUUCUACACUCCAUUUGGUGAGCAUUUGCGUACACUGAAAGUUCCUGGCAAGCAGAUGUCAGCAUUGUCCUGGGAGGGAGGUGGACUGAAGAUUGGGUUAGCUGUUGAUUCUUUUAUAUAUUUUGCAAACAUUCGGCCAGAUUACAAGUGGGGUUACUGCUCCAACACAGUGGUUUAUGCAUAUACCCGACCGGAUCGUCCUGAAUACUGUGUGGUUUUUUGGGAUACAAAAAACAAUGAAAAGUAUGUGAAAUAUGUUAAGAGUCUGAUUUCCAUAACCACUUGUGGAGACUUCUGCAUUUUGGCAACUAAAGCUGAUGAAAACCAACCUCAGUACGUGCUGGUUCUCUGCAAUUCUAUUGGUACGCCCCUUGAUCCAAAGUAUAUCGACAUUGGACCAUUAUUUGUUACAAUGACCAAAACCCAUGUGAUAGCAGCUUCAAAAGAAGCAUUUUAUAUCUGGCAAUACCGUGUUGCCAAGAAGCUCACAGCAAUGGAAAUUAAUCAGGUAGCACGGACUAGAAAAGAAGGCAGAGAGAGGAUUUAUCACAUUGAUGAUAUCCCUUCUGGAGCUGCAGAUGGAGGGCUUGAUUAUAGCAAGGCCAUUCAAGGAACAAGGGAUCCAAUCUGUGCAAUAACCGCAUCUGAUAAGACUCUAAUUGUGGGGCGUGAAUCUGGCACCAUUCAGAGAUACAGUCUUCCUAAUGUUGGCUUACUUCAGAAAUAUGUCCUGAACUGUCGGGCCUAUCAAAUGUCUUUGAAUUGCAACUCCAGUCGUCUUGCUAUCAUAGACCUUUCUGGAGUUCUAACUUUCUUUGACUUGGAUACACGGGUAACAGACAGUACAGGACAGCAAAUCAUUGGCGAGCAGCUAAAGUUGGAGCGCAAAGAUGUCUGGGAUAUGAAAUGGGCCAAAGAUAAUCCAGAUUUGUUUGCUAUGAUGGAGAAAACAAGAAUGUAUGUUUUCAGAAACUUGGAUCCUGAGGAACCCAUUCAGACUUCUGGAUAUAUUUGCAACUUUGAAGAUUUAGAAAUUAAAUCUGUUCUUUUGGAUGAAAUAUUGAAAAAUCCUGAACAUCCUAACAAAGAAAACAUCAUUACCUUUGAGAUCCGAUCGCUACGAGACAGUCGAGCAUUGAUUGAGGAGGUUGGGAUUGAGGAGUCUUCCCAAUUCAUAGAAGAUAAUCCACAUCCUAGACUUUGGCGUCUCCUGGCUGAAGCCGCUCUUCAGAAGCUAGACCUACAAACUGCUGAACAAGCAUUUGUGCGCUGCAAAGACUAUCAAGGCAUUAAAUUUGUGAAGUGCCUAGGCAAUCUGCAGAGCGAGUCAAUGAAACAAGCUGAAGUGGCAGCUUACUUUGGCCGGUUUGAGGAAGCUGAAAGAAUGUAUUUGGAUAUGGACAGAAGAGAUCUUGCUAUUGGUCUACGGAUAAAACUGGGAGACUGGUUUCGAGUAUUGCAACUAUUGAAAACAGGCUCAGGCGAUGCAGAUGACACUCUUCUUGAACAAGCACAUAAUGCUAUUGGAGACUAUUUUGCAGACAGACAAAAAUGGAUAAAUGCUGUACAAUAUUAUGUACAGGGAAGAAACCAGGAACGUUUAGCUGAAUGUUACUACAUGCUAGAAGACUACCAAGGACUAGAGAAUCUGGCUAAUUCACUUCCAGAAAAUAACAAGUUACUUCCUGACAUAGCUCAUAUGUUUGUCAGAGUGGGGAUGUGUGAACAAGCUGUGACUGCCUUUCUGAAAUGUAAUCGACCAAAGGAUGCAGUAGAUACCUGUGUACAUCUCAACCAGUGGAAUAAAGCCGUUGAGUUGGCUAAAAAUCACAAUAUGAAAGAGAUUGGAUCCUUGCUAGCUAGAUACGCGUCUCAUUUACUGGAAAAGAAUAAAAUCCUCGAUGCCAUAGAACUCUAUCGUAAAGCCAACUAUUUUUUUGAUGCUGCUAAACUCAUGUUCAAGAUUGCAGAUGAAGAAGCAAAGAAAAGGACUAAACCUUUACGAGUCAAAAAGCUUUAUGUAUUGUCAGCUUUACUUGUAGAACAGUACCAUGAACAAGUGAAAAAUGCACAGAGGGGAAAAGUUAAAGGAAAGAGUUCAGAGGCUACUUCAGCUUUAGCUGGUUUGCUAGAGGAAGAUGUUCUUUCUUCAGCUAAUCGCCUCACAGAUAAUGCCUGGCGAGGAGCUGAGGCUUAUCAUUUUUUUAUACUUGCACAAAGACAGCUCUAUGAAGGUUAUGUAGACACGGCAAUGAAAACAGCCCUUCACCUGCGAGAUUAUGAAGAUAUUAUCCCUGCAGUUGAGAUCUAUUCCCUUUUGGCUCUCUGUGCAUGUGCCAAUAGAGCAUUUGGUACUUGUUCAAAAGCCUUUGUUAAACUGGAAUCCUUAGAAACCCUUAGCCCUGAACAGAGACAGCAAUAUGAAGAUCUUGCAUUGGAGAUAUUCACUAAACACUGUCCUAAACAUACCAAAAAAUCUGAUCUGGAUGGUCUUCUGGAGGGUGGAGAAGGGAAACUUCCAACCUGUGUUGCAACAGGAAGAUCUAUCACAGAGUAUCAAUUCUGGAUGUGCAAUGUGUGCAAGCACUGUGUGCAGGCCCAAGAAAUAAGCAAUUACAACUUCUGUCCUUUGUGCCACAGUUCUGUGACCUAGUAAAAGAAAAAGAAUUGUGAGUGUGUCCUUGUGUAUGUACCAUUACAAACAUAAAAGACUUCAAGAUUUCAAAGUGGGUUAUGAAAUGUAAUACAGGCACUACACUGUUACAAGAUGCUACUAAGAUUAUUAGAGAAAAAUCUGUUUUAGAAAGAAACUAGAAUGACAGGAGUCCCAAAGAAGAUGUAAUUGUGAACCCUCUUUUAUAAAAAUGGAUUAACAAAGUUUUUUUCUAAGUGUAAACAGGGCCUAAGAUUAAAAACCAACAAAAAUGAAUGCAUGUUUAUCUCCAUCUGUGUUUCCUUUGAGACACUCUAGGGGCUUGUCUACUCAGGGAAGUUAGUAGGCAGUAAGCUAGGGUAUAAAUUUAAAAUACAAUAGCUACUCUGCACUAACUCCCCAUGUGGAUAUUGUUAUUGCGCACUGAGCGUGCCCAUGGUGUUACCGGAAGAUUUUGAUUCAAUUAUAUUAAGCCACCAAUGUUGCUCAGAAUCACUACUUUUAAUUUGAAACCCUUUAUUUCCAAUGUAUCUAUUCCAGUACUACCGGUUGGGGUGCGCUCUAAGGGAUUUUCCAGGGAAAGACACAGUUAGCCAACUUUCCCUUGAAGGACAUGGAUACAGCCCUCCAAUCAAGAAUAGGCAACAAGCAAUAAAUUCUUUGAAAACAAACAUAAUAUUUAUUUAGAAGUGAUUAGUUACAGUAAAAGUGCAGAUAGAGGUAAUACAAUUAUAAUAUAAACCUGAAGCAGCGUGGCAAAUAGAGACAGCGCUACAAUUACAGUUUCAAUUGACUCACAUAUAAUAUAACAAUAUAAUCACACACUUAAUACUCUAUAUCAUAUAACAAACAUAUACCAGUAUCAAUUAACAUUAAAUACUUAAAAACUAAACAUGCAACAAGUGCUGAUCAGGCAAUCAUUAGGUGAGUAGGGAGAUCUCACUCAGACCACAGGCAUCCAGCUUUAUUUACUCUUUAAACCCACACGGUCUAGGAUGCUCAAAUAAAAGACAAUGAAACGUACAGAAGCCUUCUUAAAAAUCCCUGUGAAUCCUCUUACAAAGGUCCUUCUGCUCUGUCUGAGGCUAGGGAGUGUGGUCUGGUAGCAGGCUGUGAGCUGCUGCCUCCUCCUCCUCCUGAGGUAAAGAGUCUCCUCAGGCAGGAGAGGCAGAAGCCUGUUGGUCACUGCUGCUGGGCUGCUGUGGAGAUCUUCUGCUGGCGGGUGGCAGAAAUGGCCAUAGCCAGGGGCAACCCUGGAAUCCUGGGUGGGCUGCUGCUGUUGCUGCUGUAACUGCCUUUCAAGCAGCCUCUUCCUUGCUGGGUUUUGCUGAUGCUGCAGCCACUGUCCUGUAAGCGCUUUUCUUCCUUGGAGGUGUUUGGCAGAGCUCCGCUCUCUUGUUGGUCCUGGUCCCCUACAGAGUUGUAGCCUGCUGGCUGCUGCCUUUAUAUAUGUUUCAGCUCAUUAGCUAUUACUUUAUUAUCGUAAUUCAGCCAAACAGCUUUCAUGGAUUUGCAUAUGCUAAUGUAUGGCAUGUGUAUAGACAUGUGACACUCAAGCUCAGCCAGCUUCCAUAUAUUAGCAUAUGUUAAUUACUAAUUAGCAUGUGGUAAUUAUUCACAUGUACAGAAAGCUCUUCCCUUGUCCCAUAGACUUCUGUGGGCUCAACGCAUCCCUAUGGGGUUUUUCAGCUGACCUUUGGAUGAACCCUAGCUACUUCCUGUCUGGAAGUCCCAUUGGUUUCUAUGGGCUACAAUGUAUUCCUAUGGGGUUUUGCGUAGUCAUUGCCCAUAGGAAGUGAUGUAAUACCUUGCCUUCAUUGCAUCAUCCCUAUUCAUUUCUAUGCGCUCCCAUGCCUUCCUUUGGGAUUUCCCACUACAUUACAAACCCGAUGGCCACCAUUACUUUAUUUUCUAAUUUAAAUUAUUCUUAAUUUUUAUUUAAUUAAAGCUUUAUUUUUAAAACUAAUUACUGCUCUAAGCAUGUCAAAGGGUCCUGACACUACCCCCAUUCAUUUUAUGUUCAAUUAAGCAAUUUUAUAAUUUUUCUGAAUUUAAAUCCCUUCUGAGGCUUUUCUGCAGAUUUUCCCAUUUAGUGCUUGGUAAGGCAUUUCGGGCAACUGAGGCAAAAUCUCUUGUCACAAUGGGGUGUUUCAGCUUAAUGCACUUUAAAAUGUAUUAAGCUAAAGUGCACAAAGGCACUUUUAGUGUACUGUAAGUUUGUCUACAUGUGGAGUUAGUGCAGAACAAUUAAUGCAUUGUAACACCCUAGCUUGCGGUUCAUUAACUGCUCCAUGCAGACAAGCCCUUCGUUAUGGGAGCUUCCUUCUUCAUUUUUGUAACAUACAUUCAGUAGAAAAAAUAUUGGUUUUCCUAAAAUACACGGAUGGACUCUUGGAGUACAGAAUUUCCAGAUGGGAGCAAUGUUAAAGUAGCACCCUUUAUAACCUUGAUAUCAUUCUUUUAUACAUUUUCCUAGAACUCUUUUUUUAUUACAAUGAAAAUAUUCUAAUCUCGUUAUAGUUAGGACCAAAUAUUUAUGCUGCAGUCUUUUUCUAAACACAUAUUUACAAGCACAGUACCGACAAAGGAACUAUAAGAGGUGACCCGCCAAGAAACUAGGGUUUAUAAUCUGAAUUCUUGGUCUCUCUCUCUGAUCUGUUAACUGUUUGUUUCUCUUUUAUGUGACCAAGCUGAAUCACACAAGGUUAGCAAUAACAGAAACCAGCUGACAGCUCUUAGUGAACUAUAUGAUACGAAUUAGCAGCCUCAAUCAACUGGUAGGCAGAUAAUGUGUCCAUAUCACACUGUCAUAGUUGUCAUCCUUGCUUGGCAGUAUGAAUGGUCACUGAAGGGAUAUGGUGACUGAAUUAGUCUGUCAUCCUUCCUACUGUGUAGAAUUGAGCCCCACUGCGGGCAGAGUGUGAUGAAGCUUGCAGCUGUACAUGUUCUGCAAAUA
This is a messenger RNA of Mauremys mutica (yellowpond turtle), 6627 nucleotides long. It is a transcript of the gene WDR35, whose product is annotated as WD repeat domain 35. Gene Ontology annotation, molecular function: protein binding. NCBI's taxonomy places the organism in Eukaryota, Metazoa, Chordata, Testudines, Geoemydidae. The coding region runs from base 159 to 3671 and encodes 1170 amino acids. Gene Ontology annotation, biological process: protein localization to cilium; intraciliary retrograde transport; non-motile cilium assembly. Gene Ontology annotation, cellular component: non-motile cilium; intraciliary transport particle A. The transcript has 27 exons. The record is from RefSeq and is a predicted model, not a curated record.